AUGACGAGCCUCCUCUGCGAGUCAGGGACCGUGUUUAUGGACGGUACCUUCAAGGUAGUCCCACAGUUGUUCACGCAACUGUACACAUUACACUGCUUCUAUAAAGGGCAGAUGUUUCCGAUGCUAGACUUCGAGGUCGCAGCUCUUCGCGCCAUUCAGCACGAGUUCCCGUUGUCAGGGAUAAAAGGAUGCAACUUCCACUACAAUCAAUGUCUGUGGAGGAAAGUGCAAGCAUCCGGUCUCGUGCCCUACUACUCCGAUCCCUUGGUGAAGAGACUCAUCCGUUCGUGCUCAGCGUUGAGUCUGGUGCCUCUGGACAGAAUGGAUGACGCAUGGUUAGCCAUCGACGCGGAUUCCCCGCCGACUGAUCAUCCUGCGUACGAAAGAGUAGAAACUUUCAAAGACUACUUCAUCCAGACUUGGCUCGAGAAUCCCGAUGUGUUUCCACGUAGUAUGUGGAACCACUUCGGGAAUUUCGGCGCCCGUACGACCAACCAUGUCGAAGCCUGGCAUAGCGCCUUGAGUCGCACGGUUCGAAAAGACCACGUCAACAUUUUCGAGCUCAUCAACUUCUUGAAGAAACAAGAAGACAAGGGGGAAGCCGACAGACUCUUGCUCCGAGCUGGGCAACCCCCACCGAAGCUCUCCACGAAGUACAAAGUUUUGAACGAUCGGUUGAUCCGACUUACAGGAGAAUUGGAGACGGGUGUGAAAACGCUGAUCGAAUACAUUCACAGCGUCGGUUAUAACUUAAACAACAACUGA
This is a messenger RNA of Galendromus occidentalis (western predatory mite), 765 nucleotides long. RefSeq lists its product as uncharacterized. The record is from RefSeq and is a predicted model, not a curated record. The transcript is spliced from 2 exons. The coding region runs from base 1 to 765 and encodes 254 amino acids. NCBI's taxonomy places the organism in Eukaryota, Metazoa, Arthropoda, Arachnida, Mesostigmata, Phytoseiidae.